Zychaea mexicana is the source of this 2527-nucleotide messenger RNA. RefSeq names its product TEA/ATTS domain family-domain-containing protein. Gene Ontology annotation, cellular component: transcription regulator complex. The coding region runs from base 1 to 2349 and encodes 782 amino acids. Gene Ontology annotation, molecular function: DNA-binding transcription factor activity, RNA polymerase II-specific; RNA polymerase II cis-regulatory region sequence-specific DNA binding. Lineage: Eukaryota; Fungi; Mucoromycota; Mucoromycetes; Mucorales; Lichtheimiaceae. Gene Ontology annotation, biological process: regulation of transcription by RNA polymerase II. The transcript has 8 exons. The record is from RefSeq and is a predicted model, not a curated record.
AUGCUCGCUGGUACACCGGACAUGUUUUUCGAAAAGGAGUCUCCAAAGAGGACACCGUCCUCGACACCAUCGCCUCAGCCCUUAAACAACGACCAUCCUCAUCAUUAUCAUCAUCAGCACCACCAACAACCCCAUCCUCACACCCACCAAGGGAUGCUUGUAUCUGGCUCGUCCUCUGCAGCCUCACUCUCUUCGUCAUCAACAUUUUCAUCGGUCGUCUCAUCAGCAACUGCGGUAGCAGCAGCAGCAGGAAACAAACACAGCCAUUUGGCUGCACCAUCCGCGGUCAUCGCCACUACGACUUUGCCAUCGUCGAGUUUAAAUUCCGUCGACGGUCAAAAACAGCAGCAGCACACUAAAGACCAAAAGCGGCCAAGGCAGUAUAACAAAAAAGACUCUACAAAUCUUCUUCCUGCCCAAGGAAAAGACAAAGAAGAGCAAGUAUGGCCACCUGAUGUAGAAUCGGCCUUUGUUGAAGCAUUAGAGACGAUUCCCAAACUGGGAAGGAGGAAGAUCCUUGUCAACGGCAAACCAUGUGGUCGCAACGAGUUGAUCUCUGAUUUCAUUUUGCGUAAGACUGGCAAAAACCGUACGCGCAAACAAGUCUCGUCGCACAUUCAAGUGCUUAAAAACACACGUAAAGGCGACCCACACUUUAUGCGACUUUUGACGGACUCUGCAACAGAUGCUGACGAUGAAACUGCAGUGGUAGCAGCAGCAGCAGCCGGAGCUGUUAGCAACGGCAGCACGAAUCGCACCAAAUCCGGCAAAAAUUACGUACAAAAGCAACGGCGUCAACAACAGCAACAAAGCAAUCGCAUGACAGGCGGAUUAGUAGCCAGUGCAUCUUCAGCCAAUCCCCUAUCGACAGAAUCAUCAGGUGAAGAUUUGUCUAUGAGCGACUCGUCGUCGCCGUCGCAUGCCGACUAUGUACUUGAUAUGAUGUACGGUAGCAAUGAGCUGUACGAUCCUGCCCUGCAGCACCCACUCUUUGGCGGCGUCCAAGAUUACCUGCAGCCCUUUACAGAAACACCACCUAGCAGCGGCCAGUUGUCAUCAGUAAUGGACGCAUCACCUUUUGGUAUGAUGGACUUCGACGAUGCCUUUUCUUCAGGCAUAUCUUUCAACGAUCCAUUUGUUAUGGGCGCCGAGUCGUCUUCAUCGACUACUCACACGAUAGACCAAUACUCAUCGUCUGUAAAUCCAAUCAUCACCGACAACGACGAAGAUAUGCUUGACAACAGCAAUAACCAUAGCAGCAGCAUUAGCAACGGCAGCGGUAAGCUGGUAAAUCCGUUGGUUCCCAUGGCAACCGAUACCCCCAACAAUAUCGAAACGUCACAAAGCAAACGCAAAAUGAACAUCCGUACAGCGUCUCAGCCGGCUCUCGUUUAUUCGUCAUCCUCAUCUACUUCGUCAUCGUCAUCCGCCCAAAGUCUUACGUCAAGAAAGCGUAUCAUGGGCCAAUUUGGACAGACCACCAAGCGAAAGACCUCCGGCAAUGUUGCAGUUCAACAACGAGCCAUGUCGGCGGGCGAUCUCUCGGUCAUGAUGAAAGAAUUGGAAAGCCCGCCGUUUCCGCUUUGGCCCAACCAUAUAUGCCUGUAUCUGGAUUACUCGUUGCCUUAUGAUACGUCCACAACGUAUUCGCAUAAUCUGGCGCUGCUGCAGCAUUGCUACCCAAACUGUUUGUCGACAGUGGAAGCCGAUUGCAUUGCAAAACAAAAAUGUCCGCCGCUUGCUGAUAUCGUUGCCAGAGAACCUUCCUGCAUCGUAUUGUUGGCCAAGACAAAACUGGACCUGAACCUGAACAUAUCCGACUUUGUUUUCAGCAACAGAUGCUACUUUGAGUCGCGCGAACGCAAGACGAUUGAAUGCACAACCACUAUUUAUUCGUUUGGUAACGUUGUACUGGAGUCUAAAGAAAUCCAACACGGACUAUUGCUAGACCAAGGCAAAUACGUGUACAGUUUCGUGUAUGUGAACCAGUUCUUUGAUGCUUUUAUGAAAGGCAUUCGGUCUUUGCAAAGUUACGAAGAAAUUGAUAUCGCUAUUCGAAAUCUGUGCAUCGUGCAGGUGUUCGAUGACAUUGAAGAGAAGUAUGGCUCCUCUGCAACAUCCUUUAACCAACCCUGGGAUACACAACAACAAAAAGAACAACCAGCAGCACCAACAACAGCAGAAACAUCACAAGCGACCUCAUCGUCAUCACCGUCUUCUCCGCAGCUCGUCAUGGUCUAUGACUUUGAACGAGGCCACGGAAACAUUGCCAUUUCGGCGGUGGGUGAUGCAGCGACCACAUCCAAGCUGGGUAUUGGCCGUGGAUUCGAUUUCCUGGACGACAUGUAAAAUCAACAACCCCUUUCUUUUUUUAGCUAUGUCUCAUUAUGCUUGCACCCCACGCAUAAAUAUACACACACACACAGCGCACAUAACCCAACGUACAUACACACACAAUCCAUAAUCUACACUUCACACUUUACAACCCACUCACUUACAAACACUUUAUCACACACACAAAUUGCAC